AGUCCCUGGAUAACGCCCCAGAUCGAUUCUGGCAUGGUGUAAUCAACUCUCAUGUCAUCUUUGAGCUCCGGCUGCGUCGCAAUUUUCCGGGUUUGGUUUCUAUGGCCAGGUUCGAGCGCCUAACACCCUGUUCAUCCCACCACGUACAUCCCGGACGUCCUGCGCUCACCACUUUUCUCUAAUCCUUAACGCCUGUUUUUUUUUCUUCUUCUCUGUCUCUUGGGUUUUAUUCUCCCGAAUCGCCUCCGACCCGUCGAUCACAGUCCCGUCAUCGACCAAGGUCGGCGAGACCCUAGACUUACCAUUUUCCUUUUUCAUCAUGGCACCUCCCAAGAAUCAGGCCAAGCCGGGUAAGGCUGCUCCUGGCCAUACGAAGAAACCGACAGCAACUGCUCCGAUUCGACCGGUGGUGCUACCUGCUAUUCCUCUCCCUAUGAUUCCUAAGCAAUCUAGCAAGUCAAACAAACGUGUUCCGAACGCAUCUUCUUCUAACGGCAUCCCCGCUUCUUCUCUCGAGGCUGCUCUGGUCGACCAUGCCGACCAUGCUCCCGUUAAUGGAAAAGUUUCUCAGUCGGCCAAGACCUCUGGCGAUCAAGUCAACGGCACGAAUGUGGAGAAGCCCGAACACGCCACCAACUCGGUCAGCCUAAGCAACGGCUUGCAUAACGGCGAUACUAAGGGAUCUAAUGCUGCUCUACCUGUCAACGGCGUAAACGGCGCCAACGGUGUCCACCAUGUUGACGAUGUCGACGGAAUCAGCAAUGAUUCUAGUUAUGCGCCUAUCUCGGCGACCUUCGCGCCGGAUGCUGAAUCUAUUGCUGGAUCUAGAUCCGUCUCGGCGUCCGUCUCCGCUUCGGCGAAUGGCAAUACCAACAACCAAGGCGCCCACGACGCACCUGGACAUGUCUCGCAGCCCCAAUCUGCAACCUCGCCCACCAACCCGCCCGACCAACAGCUGCCUUUUCAUCAUCUACCUAAACAUCCGUCGACCCACCACCCUCUUCAAAAUCAGCUGUCCACCGACCAGCUUCCCGAUCCUACAAAGCUCCGCGGACCGCCCCACUUACACCGUUAUCAGCACCAUCCUCACAUGAGCAAUGGCGGAGGUGUCAUCUUUGGUGGUUUUGCUGGAUCUCAUAAUUCUUCGCCAGGACCUCCGCUCAACGGUUUUAUGCCUCCUCCCGGACCUGUCGACGGUGAGAACCACAUUCGCCCCCAGCCAAAUGGUCGUCACCACCAUGCUCCGUCCGGAAGUAACGGCUUUCCCGGCACCAUUAAUACCCAAUUUCGACCGGACAUGGUACCCGCAUCCGGCAUCGACAAUUACGGACAGGUACCGGCUCCUAUUCCCCAUCCCGUGUUUGAUCCGUUCUCGCCUACUGUUGGCCGCUUCGGCAUCUCAACUCCUCACAGUCUUCACGGCUCUCACGCCUCGGGCGAACCGAAUGGUGUCGAAAACGGAGCUGUUCCUCCCUAUCAUCCUAACGGCAUGCCUUUCGGCAGUCAUGCUCACCACGAGCCGCCUGUCGGCCACCCGCAUCCGGCACCCCACUUCCCGCCCUUCAUGCCCCCUGAGGCUUUUGCUCGUCACCUCAUCGAUGAAGGGUUGAGAGACAGCAUCAUGUAUUUCCAGGAUCAAUUUGAUAGCGGCGAGCUUACCGAUUGCGUUUUGGAGCUAGUGUCCGUCAAGGGCCUGCAUCACCCUGUCAAGAUUACCGGCCAUAAGCUCAUCUUAGCUCGCAGUCCGGCCCUUAAGCAUCACAUCAUGGCCGCUCGUGCUACGGAUUUGGGUUCUCACACCAUUACGGUCGAGUCUGACGAUCCUUAUCUACGCUCCGAUGCGUGGUGGAGCGCCGUGCGACGACUGUAUCUUUUCCCACUGCUUAACCCUGCUAUAAUGGGCGAUGGCGCGAGCGGCUUGCACUUCGCCGACGGUAACGCCGAUCGGUUCGAGUUCUGCUUAGGCUACGCUGCCGCAGGCCAUCUCCUGCAGAUGCGCGACGUUUUUAUUCGCGGCUUGCAGAUGACUGCCGAUUUUAUUACUUGGGAUACCGUCGAAGAAGCACUGGGGUUUGUCUUCGAGGGCACCAUCCAGAGACACGUCAACUACGACAAUGACCAAGACGUUGAGCUUGAUUUUGGAUACGGCCCAGAUGCUAGGUUCCUCUUGCAGGCCACGAUCAACUUCCUUGUCAAUGCUUUCCCACCCAACUUUGAACUUGACCACUCGGUUGCCGAUCCGCCAAAGUUAGCCCGCAUCCCGCCGACACCUGCUGGUGCAGCUUCGCAUACGGCUGGUAUGCCGCCAACCAUUGCUAGAGGCACGAAUAUGCACGGCGCUAUGAAGCCUAAUCGUCUAUCCAGCAUUAAGUUUGGUGACUUACCGGCUGCAUUGCCCGAGGACGGCGGUCCGCUUUUGCGUAGCCCUUCGAAAUGUUCUCCGGUCCUCUCGCGCAUCUUACUGAACUUGCCUUUCCAGGAGCUCCGCGUCGUGCUUACCUCGGAAAGUGACGGUGCCUCAGGCUGGAACACUGCUCAAGACCGGUACCACGCUGUUGCUGAUGUUGUGGCCGAGAGGGAGGCUAGACGUGUGCGUGCGGUUGAGGCAAUCCGUCUGGGACUUGUUCCCAACUACCAGGAGAUUCAACAACGACUAUCAGCAAAGCGGCGCUACGCUAUUGUUGAACCGUGGGAUGUGCUGAACUGGCAGGAAGAAGUCGUUCAACCGAGAGGCGCCGAAGUGCCUCAAAUCGUACGCAGAUGGGUGCCUCAGUUCUCUGACGUCUCGGGGAUGGCACAGCAACAGCUACCGCCCCAGCAGUUUAGUGUUCCCGAUUCUAUGGUUUAGCUGACCGAUUGGCACACUAUGCGACGGGCUCACGAAUGAACGAUGGUACGUUUCGGUACGGGAUGAGCGAGGCUU
Molecule: messenger RNA, 2923 nt
Organism: Daldinia caldariorum
Lineage: Eukaryota; Fungi; Ascomycota; Sordariomycetes; Xylariales; Hypoxylaceae
Exons: 2
Coding region: 320-2848 (842 amino acids)
Source: RefSeq, a predicted model, not a curated record